GACAGUUAUGCUUAUCACUGUUUGUUGUGAGGGCAAAAUGGCGUCAAGCAAAGUUAGAACAUCGUUAGGGUUAUCAUGCUCAAUUAUUGCAAGUUUUUGCCUUAUAUCUCUCACAAUUUUACCUACACAAACUUUGGCUGAAAAUUCUGCGUCCCACAAUUUUAUGGCACAACCCUUUGGUCAAGAAAUUUCUGAAGAAGUUGCUUUGGGGAACGUUAAAUGUCAGUUUAAAUACAAAUGUGUUGGUGGGACUGGUGAGGGCUGGGAAAUGAGGUUAGAAAAAAAGGGAUCGGAAUAUCAUUGCGUCAUCGACAGGCCUGAGCAGUCAUCGUAUCUUUUCUUUAUGAUGUUCGAAGCAUCAGUAGAAGGUGUCAAAUUGCAAAGAGCUGAACCCUACGAUAACUCGAAGAGAAUGCUACACGAUGACGAAUUCAAAGUUAAAGGAAAUACUGUGAAAAGUGGAAGUGCUUUCAAAUCAAAUUUGGCUACACUGGCCUUGAUCGCGAAACAAAAGUAAACCAAAAGGAAUUGAGAAAGAAUGUGUUGAAUCUUAAACGAAUCAUCUAAAGGUCAAGGGUUUUGUGCAAUAUUGCUAGUUAUAAAUUUAUACAUUGGAAGGAUAUUUCUUUUACAA
Messenger RNA from Rhopilema esculentum, 634 nucleotides. Its product is annotated as myeloid-derived growth factor. NCBI's taxonomy places the organism in Eukaryota, Metazoa, Cnidaria, Scyphozoa, Rhizostomeae, Rhizostomatidae. The record is from RefSeq and is a predicted model, not a curated record.